Molecule: messenger RNA, 6492 nt
Organism: Chironomus riparius
Lineage: Eukaryota; Metazoa; Arthropoda; Insecta; Diptera; Chironomidae
Source: the annotation of a GenBank genome assembly
AUGAAUUUACCGAAAUUGUCUCGUUCAGCUCGUGUAAAUACUAAUUUAGAUACAAAGAGGAAUUUCGCAAGAAUCGGCAAUAAAAAUACUCAACAAGGAAAUAGAAAUGAAAGAUCAUCUUGGUCAGAUGUAAAAAGAUUCGUAUUGAAAAAUGUAGACAAAAGGGAAAGUGCCGAAAUUGAUAAGAAACUUCAUGAAUUAUGGGUUAAAACGAAGGAGCUAACAAAUGGAGAAGAAACGACAGACCUGCUCGAUGAAUUGUCGAUCUUUCUCUUACGGCUUUUCCUUAAUCAUCGCAAUGUUCUUACAAAACAUAUUGCUCAAAUGAAAAAUUUCUUUGGAGACGUCAGUAACAAGCAGGCAAAUGACAUUCAUGCAUUAGUUUCAGCUAUAACGAGAAAUCUUGAUGAUCAUAUUAUCGAAAAACUAAAAGAGCUGGUUUCUGAGGAGGAAGAGAAUUUCAGUAGAAAGCAAAAGAUGUUUGGUCAGACAAUUAAAUACGUGUCAUCAAAUAAUUACUUCCAAGAUACCACAAUUCUAAGUGAUUUGAAUAUGGAUGCAGAGAUAACAGCACAGAAAGGAGCUCUUGAUAAUUUUUCAAUGAAAUAUGAAAAGACUAAACCUGUAGAGCCUAAAAAAGGAAAGGUUUACGACAGAUCGUGGAUAGUAAUGAAUGUUAAUGCCGAUUUAGUCGAUAUUCUUAUUGGAAUUUUAAAGUCAGGACGAUCAAAUGACGAGAUUCAGAACGAGCUAUUCGAAUUAAUGGGCUUUGAUAAAUUUGAACUCAUUUUAGAGAUUUUAGAAAAUAGAAAGGUGCUAGUGAAAAAUCUAGACAUGAUGGAAAAGAAAGAAGCAAUGAAAGAACAAGUUGUGAAAAGACAGAAUGAAGUAAAACCAGCUCCUAAUUAUUUAAUGCCUGUCAUUGUUCAAUCUGAAAAAGAAAAAGAUUUGAUGAAGUUGGCAAGAAAGGAUGAAAAGAAACUGAGGGUUUUAAAAGGGAAUGGCGAUGAGGAUGAUGAUGAGGAAAUACAGUUAGCGAAAUUGCAAUUAAAUCAAUCAAAUGCUUUGCUGAAAAUCGCUCAAAAGCAGCCAGUUAUGACUGAAAGUAGAUCAUCAAAUUGGCCAAUUCGAUAUGCACAAGUUCAACCUAAAUAUCCUUACGUUUUUGACUCGAAUAAGGAAGCAAGAGCUCAUGUUGGAUUUAUUGCUGGAAACAAGAUAAUGCUUCCUGAAGAUACUGUCCGUAAAGAUACACAAAUGUACGAAGAAGUUAUGAUUCCAGCACGAGAAGCGCCUCAUGAUUUGACAGUAGGAAAUAAUCGUAUUCAAGUUGAAGCUUUAGAUGAAAUCGGCCAAACAGCAUUUAAAGGAACAAAAGAACUGAAUCGAAUUCAAACUGUGGUUUAUCCUACAGCUUAUCAUACCAACGAAAACUUAUUAAUCUGCGCUCCAACUGGUGCUGGAAAAACAAAUGUAGCUAUGCUUACAAUCGUGAAUGUAAUUCGAGCUCAUACGGAUCAAGGAAUAAUACAUAGAGAUCAAUUUAAAAUCGUAUAUGUAGCACCAAUGAAAGCGCUUGCCGCAGAAAUGACAGACAACUUCUCAAAACGUCUUAAGCCUUUAGGAAUUCUUGUAAGAGAAUUAACGGGUGAUAUGCAAUUAACAAAAACAGAAAUGCAAGCAACACAGAUUCUUGUGACGACACCAGAAAAGUGGGAUGUAGUAACAAGAAAAGGUGCAGGAGAUGCAUCUAUGAUUAGCUUAGUGAAAUUAUUAAUUAUUGAUGAAGUGCAUUUAUUACAUGGAGAACGUGGACCUGUUGUUGAAGCUUUAGUUGCUCGUACUUUGCGUCUUGUUGAAUCAUCACAAUCAAUGAUUAGAAUUGUCGGACUUUCAGCGACACUUCCCAAUUAUAUUGAUGUUGCCAGAUUUCUUAGAGUAAAUCCAGCAAUUGGAUUAUUUUAUUUCGAUUCACGUUUCCGUCCAAUUCCUUUAUCACAGACAUUUAUUGGAGUGAAAUCAUUAAAAACAUUACAGGCAAUGAAUGAUAUGAAUACAAUAUGUUAUGAAAAAUGUCUAGAACAGUUAAGGAAUGGCAAGCAAGUUAUGGUAUUUGUGCAUGCGAGAAAUGCGACGACAAGAACUGCACUUACGUUGAGAGAAAUGGCACAACAAAAAGGUCAUACACAAAUCUUCAGUUGUGAAAAAAGUUUAGAGUUUUCGAAUGCCUUAAAAAUGAUAAGUAAAAGUCGGAAUAAGCAACUUGUCGAUUUGUUCCAACACGGAUUUGGAUUUCAUCAUGCUGGCAUGUUGAGACAAGAUCGUUCGAUGGUCGAAAAAUUGUUUGGUGAUGGAUUAAUCAAGGUUUUAGUAACAACAGCCACAUUAGCAUGGGGAGUUAAUCUUCCAGCGCAUGCAGUAAUCAUUAAAGGCACUGAAAUUUAUGAUUCAAAACAUGGAUCAUUUGUUGAUCUUGGAAUUCUAGAUGUUUUACAAAUUUUUGGACGUGCUGGUCGUCCACAAUUUGACAAAAGUGGUCUUGGUAUAAUUAUUACCAACUUUGAUAAGCUCAAUCAUUAUUUGUCUUUAUUGACCAAUCAAUUUCCAAUCGAGUCUAAUUUUCCACAAUGUCUUGCUGACAAUUUAAAUGCAGAAAUUUCUCUUGGAACGAUUUCAAAUAUCCAGGAAGCUAUUGAAUGGCUUAGUUACACUUAUUUGUUUGUUAGAAUGAGAAUAAAUCCACAAGUUUAUGGAUUAAACUACACAGAUGUUGAGGAAGAUCCAACAUUAGUUAUGAAAAGAAGACAAUACAUUCAUGAAGCAGCAAUGGCAUUAGAUAAGGCAAAAAUGAUUCGUUAUAACGAACGUACUGAGGAUUUGAACAUUACAGAUUUAGGAAGAACAGCUAGUCAUUUCUACAUUAAAUAUGAUACAGUCGAAGUUUUCAAUGAAAUGCUUCGUCCAAUAAUGAAUGAAGGAGAAGUUCUUAACAUGAUGGCAAAUGCUCAUGAGUUUCAACAGCUUAAAGUAAGAGAUGAUGAAAUGGAUGAAUUAGAUGAUUUGAAUCGGGAGUCGUGUGAAGUACCUGUAAAAGGAGGAAGUGAAAAUUUACACGGAAAAGUCAAUAUUCUUAUGCAGACAUACCUUUCUCGAGGUUUUGUCAAAUCAUUCUCCCUUAUUAGUGACUUGAGUUAUAUUAAUCAAAAUGCUGUGCGAAUUGCGAGAGGCUUAUUUCAAAUAAUUUUACGGAACAAUAAUGCAAUUUUAGCUGGACGUCUUUUAACUAUGUCAAAAAUGUUUGAACGUCAAAUGUGGGACUACUAUACACCUAUGAGGCAAUUUGUGACGAUUCCUUUUGAUGUGAUUGAUAAGAUUGAAAAUCGUGGACUAAGUAUUGAUACAUUACGUGAUAUGGAUUCUAAGGAAAUAUCUGACAUGUUACGAAAUCAUCGUCAUGGAGAAUUAGUCAAAAGAUGCGCUCACGAAUUUCCAAUGUUAAAAAUCGAGGCUAACUUACAGCCAAUCACCAGAACUGUUUUACGUAUUCGAACAUACAUUACUGCUGAUUUCAAAUGGAACGACCGAAUUCACGGGAAGCAUGCUGAAUCAUUUUGGAUAUGGAUUGAAGACCCUGAAAAUAAUUACAUCUAUCAUUCUGAAUAUUUUCAAGUUACAAAGAAACAAGUCAUCACACAAGAUCCACAAGAAUUAAUUAUGACAAUUCCAUUGAAAGAUCCACUGCCUCCACAAUAUAUAAUACGUGCAAUAAGUGAUACGUGGCUUGGUUCCUCAACCAGUGAAGCAUUGAGUUUUAAACAUUUAAUUUUGCCUGAAACUCAUCCACCACAUACAGAAUUACUUCCUUUACAACCUUUGCCUCUUAGCGUAUUACAUGAACCCCAAUUUGAACAGCUUUACAACUUUACACAUUUCAAUCCCAUACAAACACAGAUCUUUCAUUGUCUUUAUCAUACAGACAACAAUGUAUUACUUGGUGCUCCAACUGGCUCUGGAAAGACAAUAGCUGCAGAAGUUGCAAUGUUUCGAGUGUUUAAGCAAAACCCAAAAGCUAAAAUUGUCUAUAUUGCACCAUUAAAAGCCUUGGUCAAAGAAAGAAUUGACGAUUGGAACAAACGACUUGGUGAGAAAUUAGGUAAAAUAGUUGUUGAAUUAACUGGUGAUGUCACGCCUGAUGCUAGACUCAUUCGAAAUUCACAUGUUAUUGUAACUACUCCUGAAAAGUGGGAUGGAAUUUCACGAUCCUGGCAGACACGUGAAUAUGUGAGAGAUGUAGCACUUAUUGUGAUUGAUGAAAUCCAUUUGCUCGGUGAAGAUCGUGGACCUGUUUUGGAAGUUAUUGUGUCACGUACAAAUUUCAUUAGUUCUCAUACAUCAAAGAAAAUAAGAAUUAUUGGAUUAUCGACAGCACUAGCAAAUGCUAAAGAUUUAGCAAACUGGCUUGAAAUUAAACAAAUGGGUCUUUAUAAUUUCAAACCAUCGGUUCGUCCAGUUCCACUUUCAGUUCAUAUUAGUGGAUUUCCAGGCAAACAUUACUGUCCAAGAAUGGCAACAAUGAAUCGUCCAGUUUUUCAAGCUAUUCGUCAAUAUUCUCCUUGCACACCAGCUUUAAUCUUUGUAUCUUCACGUCGACAAACUCGUUUAACUGCAUUAGAUUUGAUUGCAUUUCUUGCUGGCGAAGACAAUCCAAAGCAAUUUUUACAUCUUCCUGAAGACGAAAUGGAACAAAUUUUAUCAGGAAUUAAGGAUAACAACUUGAAAUUGACAUUAGCUUUUGGUAUAGGACUUCAUCAUGCUGGUUUACAGGAGAAAGAUAGGAAAGCAUGUGAAGAAUUGUUCCUUAAUCGAAAGAUUCAGAUUCUCAUUGCAACUUCUACUUUAGCUUGGGGCGUAAAUCUUCCAGCACAUUUAGUCGUAAUCAAAGGAACUGAAUUUUAUGACAAAAAAAUCAAUAGAUAUGUAGACAUGCCAAUUACUGAUGUUCUUCAAAUGAUGGGACGAGCUGGUCGCCCACAAUUUGGAAAUGAAGGAAUUGCAUGCGUGUUUGUUCAUGACGUCAAGAAGAAUUUCUACAAAAAGUUCCUCUACGAUCCAUUCCCUGUCGAGUCAAGCUUACUAGCUGUAUUACCUGAUCACAUAAAUGCUGAGAUUGUCGCUGGAACUGUACAAACAAAACAAGGAAUUUUGGACUAUUUAACAUGGACAUACUUCUUUAGGCGUAUUUUGAAGAAUCCAAGUUACUAUAAAAUGGAAGGAAUUGAACAACAAGAUGUCAAUCGCUUUUUAACAGAAUUAAUUCAAAGUGUCCUUGAUACUUUACAAGAUGCAGGAUGUAUCGAAAUUGACGAAGACAAUCGCUCUGUUUAUCCAACAAGCACUGGAAGGAUCUCAUCUUAUUAUUAUUUGAGUCACAAAACAAUGAAGCAUUUUUUCAAUACAUUAAACUACUCAUCAACAGAUGAGAAUGUCUUGAGAAUCAUGUGUGAUGCCUAUGAAUUUGUGGAACAGCCAGUGAGACAUAAUGAGGAUAAAUAUAAUGAGGAAUUAGCAAAAAUGUGUCGACUCAAAGUUGAUCCAUUGACUUAUGACAAUCCACAUACUAAAACGUUUCUACUCAUGCAAGCUCACUUCUCUCAUCUUCCACUUCCCAAUACGGAUUUCGCUACUGACACCAAAUCAGUCUUGGAUCAAUCAAUUCGUAUUUUGCAAGCUAUGGUCGAUUAUGUCGCUGAAAAUGGAUGGCUGGCAACGACACUGAGAAUUCAAAUGCUAAUGCAAUGUGUUAUUCAAGCUCGAUGGCAAGAUGAUCACAUUGCUUUGUGCCUACCACAUGUCAAUGAACAGAACUGCCAUGUUUUUGACAAAAUUAAAAUCGACUAUCCAAUAUUGACUCUACCUCUACUGAAAGAAAAAUGCAUCAAGAACUACGAAGCAUUGGCUGGACCGUUGAGAAAGGAAUUUGAGGAACCGCAAAUUGAACAAAUUUAUAAAGUAAUUAAAGAUCUGCCAACGAUUAAUAUUGAGAUGAAAAUUCGAGGACCAUUAAAAAAAGAAACAGAAGUUGAUCAAUUAGUUGCCCAACCAUCAAAUAGAAAUCAAUGGAUUCAAAUUCAUGCCGAUGAAGAAUAUACGCUAAUUGUGAGUCUUCAUAGAUUAGGAAUUAGAAGUUCCAACUAUAUUUAUUGUCGAUUCCCAAAACCAAAAGAUGAGAAUUGGUUCCUAACGAUCGGUAAUCAAGAAAAUGGAGAACUAAUUGGGCUGAAACGAGUAAACUAUAAAUCAGCUAGAAGUUCACAUCAUCUUGUUCUCAGUCCAUUAUCUAACAUAGGACGUGUUAUUUAUACUGUCUAUUUUAUUUCUGACGGUUAUAUUGGAUUAGAUCAGCAAUAUAAUGUUCAAUUAGAAGUCAUUGAACCAUUGAAAAAGUAUGCUGAUAUGCCAAUAUAUGUUAGUGAUUAUACCAAGGAUGUAUAA